Dioszegia hungarica is the source of this 1107-nucleotide messenger RNA. Its product is annotated as NADH kinase. The record is from RefSeq and is a predicted model, not a curated record. The coding region runs from base 1 to 1107 and encodes 368 amino acids. Lineage: Eukaryota; Fungi; Basidiomycota; Tremellomycetes; Tremellales; Bulleribasidiaceae. The transcript has 9 exons. Gene Ontology annotation, biological process: NADP+ biosynthetic process; NAD+ metabolic process. Gene Ontology annotation, molecular function: NAD+ kinase activity.
AUGUUGCACAUCUUGCCACUUGCGACCAGGCGUAAGGCACCGACUAAGCCUCGUUUGGUCCAGUGCGAGGAGGGACAACACGCGGAAUCAUCGGCCAUGGCUAUGAAGAGGGCCUCUCCUCCGCAGAAGCUAUCUCGGUGGACGUCCCCGCCCCGAACGGUCCUCCUCGUCCAGAAACCGGACGACGAGCGUACCACGCAGGCUAUGGGUCUUGUCCUAUCCCACCUAGCCAAGACGGCACCGCACCUGAACCUGCUCGUCGAGCCACAUACGGCGCGCGAUCAUCCCUCACACGCCGAUAAGUUGACGGUGGUGGAGCAAGGGGAUGAGCCUUUGCUGGAGCGGUGUACGGACUUGGUGGUCACAAUAGGAGGAGAUGGGACGAUAUUGCAUGUGUCACAUCUGUUCGCUGGAGGGGAAUGUCCGGCGGUAUUGAGCUUCUCAAUGGGGACGCUGGGGUUCCUGCUGCCCUUCCAUAUCGAUACCUUAGCUCCCGCGUUGGAGAUGACCCUCAACGGGCCAGUAUCUAUCCUGCAAAGGAUGCGAUUGGCUUGUACGCCGUUGUCGGCAGACGGCGAGGUACUCCCUUGUACUGGAAUCGUCGGCCAAGCUGGUAUCCAGGUCAUGAACGAGGUCACGCUCCAUCGGGGACAGCAUCCUCACCUCACCGUAAUAGAUGCAUACUUUGACGAGCAGCACCUCACAGAAGCAGUCGCUGACGGGCUCCUCCUCUCCACUCCGACCGGCUCGACUGCCUACUCUCUUUCUGCGGGCGGACCUAUAUCGCAUCCCGAAACAGACGCAUUCCUGCUCACUCCGAUAGCACCCAGAAGUCUGAGCUUCCGGACCGUCGUAUUGCCAGGUCGGGGAUCAGUGCGGCUCGAGAUCUCGACCUCUUCCCGCUCUCCAGCUGAACUGUCAAUAGACGGACGGCAGAUUUGCCACCUCAGGCCGAAAGAAUCAGUUGUCAUCUCCAAAUCUCCAUACCCCAUCCCUUGCGUAGAGAGGAGCGAAGGCGGAACGGGAUGGGUCAGGGACAUCAACUCGCUGUUACAGUUCAAUACGGGGUUCAGGAACAAAUCCCUCAUGGGUCACAGCAUUGCUUAG